Phycodurus eques (leafy seadragon) is the source of this 3733-nucleotide messenger RNA. RefSeq names its product potassium voltage-gated channel subfamily H member 8-like. The record is from RefSeq and is a predicted model, not a curated record. The transcript is spliced from 12 exons. The coding region runs from base 166 to 2667 and encodes 833 amino acids. Gene Ontology annotation, molecular function: voltage-gated potassium channel activity. NCBI's taxonomy places the organism in Eukaryota, Metazoa, Chordata, Actinopteri, Syngnathiformes, Syngnathidae. Gene Ontology annotation, cellular component: membrane. Gene Ontology annotation, biological process: regulation of membrane potential; potassium ion transmembrane transport.
GGGCUCCAAUUUAGAGAGACGGUCGCGGCCGUUUCCGCUACGAGCGGCCGUCAAUCGAAGAUAAGAUAGCGACGGGGGAAGAGGCGAAACAUUCGAGUCUGUAACGAGAGAACGAGAGAGGAGAAAAGAAGAGGAGGAGGCGAGGGAUUCCAAUGCAGCGCGUCAAUGCGAGCAUCCACUCGCUCGCUCGCUCCUCUCUCUCUCUCUGCUCCCUUCUCGGCAGUCGGCGCUCGCACCGGGACCGCCGUGGAGUCCCGGCGGUCGCGGCUCGGCGCCCUCCUCCGGGGCUCGGGAGGAGCGGCGGGAACCACGUCCAGGUUUCUCCCGGGCUUCGUCAGCACCACCGGCGAGAGCCACGGCCCGGAACGCCGGGAGAGACGCGGCUCGACCCGCUCCCGGAUGCCCGUGAUGCGGGGACUGGUGGCACCGCAGAACACCUUCUUGGACACCAUCGCCACUCGCUUCGACGGGACCCACAGCAACUUUGUGCUGGGGAACGCCCAGGUCCAAACGCUCUACCCGAUUGUCUACUGCUCCGAUGGCUUCUGCGAAUUGAGCGGCUUUGCCCGCGGUGAACUAAUGCAGAAGAGCUGCACGUGUCACUUCCUGUACGGCGGCGAGACCAGCGACCGGCUCACCUGGCAGAUGCAGAGAGCUCUGGAUGAGCGGCGGGAGUUCAAGACUGAAAUUGUCCUGUACAAGAAGAGUGGUUCCAAGUUCUGGUGUCUGCUGGACAUUGUGCCCAUAAAGAAUGAGAAGAGUGAGGUGGUUCUGUUCCUGGUCUCGCAUAAGGACAUCACAGAGAACAAGGACCUGGACCAUGGCAAGCAGUCUGACACCGACGAGGAAACGGGCCUGGAGAUCCACCAGAUCACCCGCCCGGCGGACUUCGGCACGGAGCGCCGCCGAAGUCGGGCCGUCCUCUACCAGCUUUCGGGACACCUUCAGAAAAAAGACAAGACCAAGAGCAAGCUCAAUAUCCACAAUAGUGUUCUGGGAGCAAACGCUAACCCGGUGCCGGAGUACAAAGUGGCAGACAUCCAGAAGUCGCGCUUCAUCCUUCUCCACUAUGGCGCAUUUAAGGCCGGCUGGGAUUGGCUGAUAUUGCUGGCGACUUUCUAUGUGGCCGUCACGGUGCCCUACAAUGUCUGCUUCGCAGCGGCGGAGGUGCGAGAGGACGGUGCGUCGACGGCGCGUACUCCACCCAGCGUCAGUGACAUCUUGGUGGAAAUUCUCUUUAUGAUCGAUAUCGCGCUGAAUUUCCGAACCACUUACGUGAGCACGUCCGGUCAGGUUGUGUACGACGCUCGCUCCGUUUGCAUUCACUACGUCACGUCCUGGCUCUUUGUGGACCUGAUCGCCGCUUUACCUUUCGACCUGCUCUACGCUUUCAAUAUCAGCGUGAACUUCGGGGUGCACCUGUUGAAGACUGUACGUCUCCUGCGUCUUUUGAGACUCCUCCAAAAGCUGGACCGCUACUCCCAGUACAGCGCCGUGGUCCUCACCCUGCUCAUGUCCACCUUUGCCCUGCUGGCCCACUGGAUGGCGUGUGUCUGGUACUUCAUCGGCCGCAGCGAGAUCGAAAGUAACAGCCCUGCCUCUCGGGACGUAGGCUGGCUUCAUGAGCUCGCCAAACGUUUGGGCACACCGUACUUCUUGGCACCACUGACCUCUCUACUGGGAGUUUCUGAUUUGCCUCGAGCCACCGUGACACCAGAACUGGUUCACUCCAGCCUGUGGAACAGCUCGGGCUCGGAGCCAUCGAACGGGCCGGGUUCGUUCGGUGCGACCCAAUGGAACGGCAGCAGGUCCCGUGCGAGCGGUGGUCCAUCUGUUCGGAGCUCCUACGUGACAUCGCUGUACUUUGCCCUGAGCAGUCUGACCAGCGUGGGCUUCGGCAACGUUUCAGCCAACACGGACUCCGAGAAGAUCUUCUCCAUCUGCACCAUGCUGAUUGGAGCAUUAAUGCACGCUGUGGUAUUUGGAAACGUGACCGCCAUCAUCCAGAGGAUGUACUCCCGCCGCUCCCUGUACCACACCCGCACCAAUGAUCUGAAGGACUUCAUCAGAGUGCACCGGCUCCCCAAAGCACUUGAGCAGCGUAUGAUGGAGUGUUUCCAGACAACCUGGUCUGUCAACAAUGGUAUCGACGUCAGUGAGCUGCUGAAGGACUUCCCAGAUGAGCUGAGGGCUGACAUUGCCAUGCACCUGAAUAAGGAGCUGCUGCAGCUGCCGCUCUUUGAGUCAGCCAGCAGGGGAUGCCUGCGCUCCCUCUCGCUCAUCAUUAAGACGUCCUUCUGCGCUCCCGGGGAAUUCCUAAUCCGUCAGGGUGAUGCCCUCCAAGCCAUCUACUUUGUGUGCUCUGGCUCCAUGGAAGUGUUGAAGGACAGCACUGUCCUCGCCAUUCUGGGAAGAGGUGACCUGAUUGGCUCUGACUGUCUGACUCAGGAAGAAGUGAUUAAGACCAACGCCUGUGUGAAGGCUCUGACGUACUGCGACCUGCAGUAUAUCAGCCUUAAAGGACUCCGCGAGGUUCUCUGCCUGUACCCUGACUACGCCCAGAAGUUCCUUACAGAGAUCCAGCACGACCUAACGUACAACCUCAGGGAGGGACACGGCGCGGAGAAACUGUGUGCUGUUCGACUGAUCAAGUCUGAUUCUCAAUAAAGCUCAAUUAUAAUACCACAGAGGAGGCUUAAAAACGCCACUGAGACACAGUAAAACUGUUCCGGCAUAAAAGGGAUACAGAUUUUCCAUUCUGCUUGACCUAGCAGCCGAACAGGAUCAAAAAAAAAAAAAAAAAAAGCCAUCUGGACUGGGCGAAAAAAGAGCAAGUCCUCUACUUGAGUUGCAGCCAAUGUUUAAAGACGCAAGUAAAGCACAGUUGGUCCCGAAGCCAGACACUUACAGAUGGAUCUCAGCUGUUUCACGCAUACUUUGCUUUUCCUUGUCUUGCUAAGUACGUAUAGUGUAACGAAACACAAAUUCUAGUCUUUAGUCUUUUCCAUCCAGCAUGAGGCUAAAUAUAGUGCUCUCGGAGGGGCGGGGGGAGGAAGGGGGUCACCCGGAGCGGGAUAAGAAUAGAACAACUACAUGCAGAUGAGCUGCCGUAAAAUAAGGAUGAAAGGAAACUCCAGGGUUAAGGCAGAUGAAGGAUAUGGAUGCACGCAGCGACCCACAAAUAGGCACGCUACCUCCCCUCUGCCUCAGAGCAAAACCUCAGCUCAAUUUAAACUUGUGUGAUGCAAAAAUACCAGCACGUGGACCGGACGGAGAAGCUACAGGGGCUGGGGGAACGAGACGGAGGGUGGCGAGGGAUGGAGGCGACGCAUUGCUCCCUUGGUAGAUGCCACGUAGAGGAGUGAAUGGUGUUUGGUUCUUCAUGAGAGCACUUCUUAACAGACAUGCUGCUAAAGUCAAUGAAGUUCAGCUCCAGUGCAACUCUUUGAAUGGGAAGCGUUGCCCGUGAAUAUUCUCAUUCAUUUCAUUUCCAACUGGAUGCGAUGCCCUGAGAAUGGCAACUGUUACAACUCUGAAGAGCUCAGCAGCUCCUCAACCUGGUCAAAAUUAGAACGUAACGCUGGCACGAGCACGCGGAACAAGCAUUAACCAAGAUUGCGUCCCGCCUCGUUUGCCCAACUUCAGGCCGACUGCGAGACCAACGGAGGACUCGUGAAGAAGCUUCCGUCCAUCAAGGAGGAUGAGGAAGGCUCAAACUCUGAGGAGGGCCGCU